Cryptomeria japonica (Japanese cedar) is the source of this 704-nucleotide messenger RNA. RefSeq lists its product as uncharacterized. The transcript has 4 exons. Gene Ontology annotation, molecular function: zinc ion binding. Lineage: Eukaryota; Viridiplantae; Streptophyta; Pinopsida; Cupressales; Cupressaceae. The record is from RefSeq and is a predicted model, not a curated record. The coding region runs from base 119 to 559 and encodes 146 amino acids.
UUUUUUCUAGAAAAUGAUUCGAAGCCUUUCCGUCUAAUUUGCUGGUGUCUUAAUCACAUCCUCCAAGCUGAACGGAACCAUAAUCUUGUAUAAUUCGGCUAUAAGUAAUUUAAUUGCAAUGGCUGCUUCUUCUUCUUCGUUUUCCUCAGAUGCACAUGAGGAAAGCGCAUAUGGAAGUGUAUCAGGGUGGGUAGAGGCUAGAACCCAUUGCCCUCAUCUGCAGGUCCUAAAUUCUGAUCUUCGCCAUAUACCAGCCCUUGACACUCCUUGCAACAGCUGUGACCAUCCUGCAGAAAGCUGGAUUUGCCUUAGCUGUAAAGAGGUUCUAUGCAGCCGUUUCAUUAAUGGCCAUAUGCUUGAGCAUUAUGAAAAAACUGGGCAUUGUCUGGCAAUCAGCUAUAGUGAUCUUUCAGUAUGGUGUUUUUCAUGUGAUGCAUAUUUAGAUGCACAAGUUAUUGCACAACUACGCCCAGCAUAUGAAACUGGACACCUGUUGAAAUUCGGGGUGGAACCUCCACAUCGCUCUGAUCUCAAUGGGAUUGAGCUGUCUUUUGAAUAGUGAAACUUGUUCUAUAGUUAGUAAAGUCUGUUGAAACCAUGGUGAAACAAGUUAUACGAACUAGAGCUUAUUGUUUUAUAGCUGACGUCAUUUGCAGAUUGUACAUAAUUUAUAAAGAAUUUAUGAUAUGGUGGUAAACAUUUCA